AUGGCAGACAACUAUUACGACCUGGGCGACUACGCAUUGCCCGUGAGCACCACCUCGGCCGAUGCACAGCUCUGGUUCAACCGCGGCCUGCGCUGGGCCUUUGCGUUCAACCACGAAGAGGCUGUGCGCUGCUUCCGCAAGGCCACCGACCACGACCCGCGCUGCGUCAUGGCCUACUGGGGCAUUGCAUAUGCGCGCGGGCCCAACUACAACAAGGCGUGGGUGCGGUUCGACCGAUCCGAUCUGCAGCGCGCAUUUGCAGAGGCCAUCGAGGCACUGGCGCAUGCCGUCGCGCUCCAAGAGCAAGGGGCCCCCAGCACGCCCCGUGAGAAGGCCGUGGUCGAGGCGCUUCGGCAGCGGUUCCCAGACGACCCGGCAGCCCCGGCCUCGUUCACGCCGGACACGCUGGGGCAGCUUGACGAACGAUAUGUCGUGGCCAUGCGCAGCGUGUACAAGGCGUUCCCAGACGACCUCGAGGUGGCCGGACUCUUGACGGAGGCGCUCAUGUGCGUCAGCCCGCGCCGCUUGUGGGAUCUGAGCACGGGCGAGCCGUUGUACCACACGACGGAAGCGCGGGCCGUGCUGGAACCGGCACUGGCCAAAGCACCGGCGCAUCCCAUGUUUUGCCAUUUGUACAUUCACCUGAUGGAGAUGUCGCCGUUUCCUGAAAUUGCGCUGCCGGCGGCCAAUACGCUGCGCACGCUGAUGCCGCAGGGCUCGCACAUGCUGCACAUGCCGACGCACAUUGACGCCGCCGUCGGCGACUACCAAAACGUCGUCGACUCGAACCACCGGGCCAUGGUGGCGGACGACUUUUACUUUGCGCAGCAGUCGGCCACGUCAUCGUCGUCGCCGCCGCCCGUCCUGUACCACCUGUACCGCAUCCACAACGUCUAUGUCAAGUGCUACGGCGCCAUCAUCUCGGGCCAGUCCCAGGCCGCCAUCGACGCAGCCACGACCAUCCAGACGCUCAUCACCCCGGCGCUGCUGAGCAUCAAGAGCCCGCCCAUGGCCGACUGGGUCGAGAGCAUUGCGGGCGCUAUGGCGCACGCGCUGAUCCGGUUUGGCCGCUGGGAGGCGGUCUUGCAGUGGCCGCUGCCGGCUGACGAGGACCUGUUUACGUCGACGGCGGCCAUGGUCUACUACGCACGGGGCAUUGCCUAUGCCGUCACCGGUCGCAUCGCCGAGGCAGAGGAGGCCCAGACGAAAUUUGAGGCGGCCCGGCUGCGGGUCCCGCCCACGCGGCUCAACGCCCUCCCCGUACUGGAAAAGGACGUAUUGCUCGUGGCACAGGCCAUGUUGGCUGGCGAGCUCGCCUACCGCAAGGGCCGUGUCGACGAUGCGUUUCAGCACCUGCGAGCCGCGGUCGCGGCCGAGGACCGGCUCCCGUACAGCGACCCGCCGUCCUGGAUGCAACCGGCGCGGCACGCCCUCGGCGCGCUGCUGCUCGAGCAGGGCCGCACCGACGAGGCCGAGCAGGUCUACCGAGACGACCUGGGGUUCGGCAACCUGCCGCGCCGCAAGGCCCGCAUCAACAACGUCUGGGCCCUGCACGGCCUCUGCGAGUGCCUGGAAAAGAACGGCAAGACGGAGCAGCUCGCCAUGUUGCGCAUCCAACGGGACACGGCCCUGGCACUGGCCGACAUUCCGCUGCACGCGUCAUGCUAUUGCCGGCUGACGGCAUUUCCCGAGGGCGAGCACGCGGGGGCAGCGAAACACUGCUGCUGA
Messenger RNA from Sporothrix brasiliensis 5110, 1728 nucleotides. Its product is annotated as tetratricopeptide repeat domain protein. The coding region runs from base 1 to 1728 and encodes 575 amino acids. The transcript has a single exon. Gene Ontology annotation, molecular function: protein binding. Gene Ontology annotation, cellular component: intracellular anatomical structure. NCBI's taxonomy places the organism in Eukaryota, Fungi, Ascomycota, Sordariomycetes, Ophiostomatales, Ophiostomataceae. The record is from RefSeq and is a predicted model, not a curated record.